Molecule: messenger RNA, 2536 nt
Organism: Nycticebus coucang (slow loris)
Lineage: Eukaryota; Metazoa; Chordata; Mammalia; Primates; Lorisidae
Gene: CFB
Product: complement factor B
Exons: 18
Coding region: 193-2487 (764 amino acids)
Biological process (GO): proteolysis; complement activation
Cellular component (GO): extracellular region
Molecular function (GO): serine-type endopeptidase activity
Source: RefSeq, a predicted model, not a curated record
GGCGGGGCAGCUGCAGGUGCCAGAACACAGAUUGCAUAAAAGGCUAGGGGAUGGUGGGGGACAGAGGAAGGGAGAGCUACUAGGCCCAGGUCUGGAGUUUCAGCUUGGACACAGAGCCAGGAAGACGUGCAGAGCAAGCCUGGGCAGGCCAUCUUAACCCUAGUCCCAGCUUCUCUCCUGCCUUCUAUUGCUAUGGGGAGCUAUCAAAGUCCCCGAUUCUGCCUGGUAUCCUUGGUCUUGGGCCUCUUGUCUGGAGGUGUGAGCACAACCCCUUUGCCUUUGGCCCAGCCCCAAGGCUCCUGCCCUCUGGAGGGGAUACAGAUCAAAGGUGGCUCCUUCCGACUUCUUCAAAAUGGCCAUACACUCGAGUAUGUGUGUCCUUCCGGCUUCUACCCAUACCCUGUGCAGAUUCGCACCUGCAGAUCCACGGGGUCCUGGAGCACCCUGAAGACUCGAGACCAAAAGAUUGUCAAGAAGGCAGAGUGCAGAGCAAUUAACUGCCCAAGACCACAAGGGUUCGAGAAUGGAGAAUACUGGCCCCAGUCCCCCUACUACAAUGUUAGUGACGAGAUCUCUUUCCACUGCUACGAUGGUUACACUCUCCGGGGCUCUGCCAAUCGCACCUGCCAAGAGAAUGGCCGGUGGGAUGGGCAAACAACGAUCUGUGACAAUGGAGCGGGGUAUUGCUCCAACCCGGGCAUUCCCAUCGGCACAAGGAAGGUGGGCAGCCAGUACCGCCUUGAGGAUAGUGUUACUUACUACUGCAGCCGAGGGCUUACCCUGCGUGGCUCCGAGCGGCGAACAUGUCAGGAAGGUGGCUCUUGGAGUGGGACAGAGCCUUCCUGCCAAGAUUCCUUCAUGUAUGACACCCCCCAAGAGGUGGCUGAAGCCUUCCUGUCUUCCCUGACAGAGACCAUAGAAGGAGUGGAUGCUGAAGAUGGGCACAGCCCAGGGGAACAACAGAAGCGGAAGAUUGUUCUGGACCCCUCAGGCUCCAUGAAUAUCUACCUGGUGCUGGAUGGAUCAGACAGCAUUGGAGCCAGCAACUUCACAGGGGCCAAGAGGUGUCUAUCCAACUUAAUUGAGAAGGUGGCGAGUUAUGGGGUGAGACCAAGAUAUAGUCUAAUAACAUAUGCCACAUAUCCCAACAUUUUGAUCAAAGUGUCUGACACAAAGAGCAAUGAUGCAGACUGGGUCACAGAGCAGCUCAACAAAAUCAGUUAUGAAGACCACAAGUUGAAGUCAGGGACUAACACCAAGAAGGCCCUCCAGGCAGUGUACAGUAUGAUGAGCUGGGCAGAGGACACCCCUCCUGAAGGCUGGAACCGUACCCGCCAUGUCAUCAUCCUCAUGACUGAUGGCUUACACAACAUGGGUGGGGACCCAGUCACUGUCAUUGAUGAGAUCCGGGACUUGUUGAACAUUGGCAGGGAUCGCAAAAACCCAAGGGAGGAUUAUCUAGAUAUCUAUGUAUUUGGGGUUGGGCCUCUGGUGGACCAAAUGAACAUCAAUGCUUUGGCUUCCAAGAAAGACAACGAGCAACAUGUGUUCAAAGUCAAGGACAUGGAAAACUUGGAAGAUGUUUUCUUCCAAAUGAUUGAUGAAACCAAGUCUUUGGGUCUCUGUGGCAUGGUUUGGGAACACAGGAAAGGUACCGAUUACCACAAGCAACCAUGGCAGGCCAAGAUCUCAAUCACUCGCCCUUCAAAGGGACAUGAGAACUGUAUGGGGGCUGUGGUGUCUGAGUACUUUGUGCUGACAGCGGCACACUGUUUCACUGUGGAUGACCAGGAACACUCAAUCAAGGUCAGCGUGGGAGGGCAGAGGCGGGAGCUGGAGGUAGAAGAAGUCCUAUUUCACCCCAACUACAACAUCAAUGGGAAAAAGGCAGAAGGAAUUCCUGAAUUUUAUGACUAUGAUGUGGCCCUGGUCAAGCUCAAGAAUAAGCUGAAGUAUGGCGAGACUCUCAGGCCCAUUUGUCUCCCCUGCACUGAGGGAACAACUCGAGCUUUGAGGCUUCCUCAGGCAACCACUUGCCAGCAACACAAGGAAGAGCUGCUCCCUGCAAUGGAUGUCAAAGCUCUGUUUGUGUCUGAGGAGGAGAAGAAGCUGACCCGGAAGGAGGUCUAUAUCAAGAAUGGGGAUAAGAAAGCCAGCUGUGAGAGAGAUGCUCAAUAUGCACCAGGGUAUGACAAAGUCAAGGACAUCUCUGAGGUGGUCACCCCCAGGUUCCUUUGCACUGGAGGGGUGAAUCCCUAUGCCGACCCCAAUACUUGCAGAGGUGAUUCUGGAGGCCCCCUGAUUAUUCAUAAGAGGAGUCGCUUCAUUCAAGUUGGCAUAAUCAGCUGGGGGGUAGUGGAUGUCUGCAAAAACCAGAGACGGCAACGACAGGCACCUGCUCAUGCCCGAGACUUUCACAUCAACCUCUUUCAAGUGCUGCCAUGGCUGAAAGAGAAACUCAAAGAUGAGGAUCUGGAUUUUCUUUAAGGGGUUUCCUGGAAAGGGGCAUGGGAUUGAAUUAAAACAGCUGCGAUAA